AUUCUUCACAACCAAACUGUCAUCCUCACUGUAUUCGCCUCUGCACAGAGCCGGUGGCACCACCAUCUUUAGGAAAAAUCAAUCAAAGCAAAGAACUGCUAUAAUUAGACACAGAGGACAGAAUCUGUAAACAGAACAGUGUGGAAGCAGCCAUGCAUGAGUAAUGGUUGCAUAAGCAGCAGCAUUAAGCCACAGCCCGACCAGCACACAGACACACAGCAGACCUUUGGGGAUUCAAGCAUCUGAAAACAACACGAUUUCUGCUCUUUAUUUGAGUCUGAACACGGAUCUAUCUACAUGAUGUCUAAAUCAGGUCUGUCCAGUGGAGAGCAAUGCAUCAAAUACAUCAUAUUCUUCUUUAAUUUCAUGUUAUGGCUCGCCGGUACAGGAGUUUUGGCUGUUGGUCUGUGGCUGCGCUUCGAUGCUAAAACUAAAGAAUUCUUCACUGCGGAAAAUGGCCAGACUGUGUUCCUCACAGGGGUUUAUAUCCUGAUCGUGGCCGGAGCCGUCAUGAUGGUGGUCGGGUUCCUGGGCUGCUGUGGAGCAAUAAAAGAGUCGGCCUGCAUGCUGGGACUGUUCUUCAUGUUUCUGCUGGUCAUUUUCGCCGCUGAAGUUGCCGCUGGAAUCUGGGGUUUGUCUAAUAAAGAUAAGAUUGUGUCCGAUAUCCAGCAGUUUUACACGCAGACCGUCAAAAAUUACAAGGAGAGUCCAGACGGGCCGCUGAAGGAAACUCUGACUGCCAUUCAUUUUUCACUGCAGUGCUGUGGACCAACUGGCCUGGUCACCGAUGGAGUAUCUGUCACCUGCCCCAAACAGGAGGGUCUCGCAAACGUCAUCACAACGGGCUGCUCAUCUGUCAUUCAGGAUAUGUUCAACUCUCGGCUUCAUGUGAUUGGAGGAGUCGGCAUCGGCAUUGGCGUGAUCAUGGUCUUCGGCAUGAUCUUCAGCAUGUUGCUGUGCUGCGCUAUCCGACGAACCCGUGACAUCGUGUAAACCGCGGUUCGCCACAAGUGCCUGAUUUCUGCUUUUCUUUUUAUUUAUCUUCGUUUGUGAAUGUGCGCGAGUGGUUGUCCUGUUGUAAAUGUCUAACAAAGAAAGUCCAGCAUUAGUUGACCACUUGAAAACUGUUACAGUCUGUGCAUAUGAGGAGUCUGUUUUUAGUUUCUUUGUUUCGAUUAACAUUUAUUUUGUCUCUUUGAAUGCACUAGCAAGCUUUCUGGCAUUCUUUUGUAACAUUUUACAUUUAUUUUAUGUACCCAUAUGGGAGUUUGGAGAGAAAGUAACAUGUAGUAAACUACCAAUAAAGUUGAAGACUAAUCGA
Molecule: messenger RNA, 1321 nt
Organism: Danio rerio (zebrafish)
Lineage: Eukaryota; Metazoa; Chordata; Actinopteri; Cypriniformes; Danionidae
Source: RefSeq, a predicted model, not a curated record